Messenger RNA from Fusarium coffeatum, 483 nucleotides. RefSeq lists its product as uncharacterized. The transcript is spliced from 3 exons. Lineage: Eukaryota; Fungi; Ascomycota; Sordariomycetes; Hypocreales; Nectriaceae. Bases 1 to 483 code for a protein of 160 amino acids. The record is from RefSeq and is a predicted model, not a curated record.
AUGAAGUUCUCUGUAUUCGUGCCAGAGUGGUGCUUACGGAAAACCUCUGGACGGUCGCUGGCCUGGUCAACGGCGCUCUUGGAGUCGUCGAAGAUAUCAGCUGAGAUCAGGAUCGACUUGGUGUUGACACUCGCUGAUUCUGAGGUUUCCAAAAUUGCCCCUAUCUUCCGAUCCAAGCGUCAAUACAUUGUCGGCAGCAAUCCGUGCACUCGCAAGGAAUUCCUACUUACUGUUGCCUACGCAAUUAUUGUUCACGAAUCGCAGGGCACAGCAUUCGAUCAGGCCGUUGCCGACAUUUCCCGGAAGGAUUUCACCUCUGGUUUUCUGCUUCACGCCUCAAGACACCAGGGCAUCUUUGAGACUGCGUUUGACCUGAGCGAUAUCGCUUCUGCUAUUGACGUGGAAAGAGGCCCGCUCAAGGUCCGAAAGUCUCAACCGCCAACCGCGGCGAACGAGCCGAACCCGAAUCGAGAUACUGGAUAG